Molecule: messenger RNA, 5848 nt
Organism: Wasmannia auropunctata (little fire ant)
Lineage: Eukaryota; Metazoa; Arthropoda; Insecta; Hymenoptera; Formicidae
Gene: Usp47
Product: ubiquitin carboxyl-terminal hydrolase 47
Exons: 18
Coding region: 188-4087 (1299 amino acids)
Biological process (GO): protein deubiquitination
Cellular component (GO): nucleus; cytosol
Molecular function (GO): protein binding; cysteine-type deubiquitinase activity; cysteine-type endopeptidase activity
Source: RefSeq, a predicted model, not a curated record
ACCGUCGUCGUGAGCGCAGAGCGAGUCACUAGCGAGUGUAGGCGAGUGAUGCGCCGUCCAGGAAAACAUGGCGUAAAGUGAGUGCGUUGCACAUGUGUCAGUGAUUUCGGUAAGAGGUUGGAUCAGUUGAUUAGGAAUAAGCUUUCUAUUUAAAUAUACAUCGAUAGUCCAGUAAAAAAUAUAGAUCAUGGUUUGCAAAGCUGGUGAAAAGUCUCAAGGAUGCGUUUGUGUCGUUCAGUUUAAUAUGCCUUUUGAUGCUAACAAACUUUGCCAUAAACUUUGUACCACCGACAAAUUUCCCUUAUAUGUAUCUACACCCGUGAAGGAGCUUUACAACUAUAUCGAAGAACAGUAUCACAUGCAACCGGACAGCUUUAAGUUGCUCCUACGCACAUCGUCAUGCACACUGAUUGAUUUGUCUAAUUUGAAAGAGAAAACGGCGGAACAGAUUGGAGUGGAUUUCUCCGUUAAUCCGAGUUUACCGAAAAAUACUCUGUUCGUCGUUGAUCCAACACAACCCUUUCUCAUUGACCUAACAUCGAAAAACAUGGAUUGUCAAUUGCCAACGUUCACGAGCGCGCCGUCCCUUCAGCCACGAUGGACUGAGGAGAAUAUCGUUAGGGAAGACGUUAGAGAGGAUGUUAGGGAUGGUAGAGAAGAAGUUAAUUUCAGAAGUUUUAUUAAAACUGAAACAAGCUACGUCGGUUUAGUCAAUCAAGCAAUGACUUGUUACUUGAACAGCCUUCUCCAAGCUUUGUACAUGACACCAGAAUUUCGUAAUGCGCUUUACAAUUGGGAAUAUGUGGAUGGUUCAGAAAAGGAUGAAGCUUUGAGCAUACCAUAUCAAUUACAGAAGUUGUUUCUCAAUUUACAGACGUCCACAAGAUCCGCAGUGGAAACGACGUCCUUAACGAAAAGUUUUGGAUGGGAUUCUACCGAAGCAUGGCAACAGCACGAUAUUCAGGAGCUUUGUAGAGUUAUGUUCGAUGCACUGGAACAGAAAUUCAAAAAUACAGAACAAUCGGAUUUAAUCAACAGACUUUACGAAGGAAAGAUGAUCGAUUAUGUCAAGUGUCUUGAGUGUGGAACAGAGAAAUCAAGAGAAGAUACGUUUCUUGAUAUCCCAUUACCAGUUAGGCCGUUUGGAAGCAAUGUUGCGUAUAACAGCGUGGAAGAAGCAAUUAGAGCGUUUGUCCAAUACGAAACAUUAGAGGGAACUAAUCAAUAUCAUUGUGAAAAGUGCAAUAAAAAAUGUGAUGCGCAUAAAGGCUUGAAGUUUACGAAAUUUCCAUAUUUAUUAACUUUACAUCUCAAGCGGUUUGACUUUGAUUACAAAACCUUUCACAGAAUCAAGCUCAACGAUAAAGUCACGUUUCCGGACAUAUUAAAUUUAAAUUCUUUCAUUUCGUCCACAACGAGUCAAGAAUCUCCAGGUGGUGAGGAAGACAUUGGCUUAGGUAUCAAAUGCGACGAUAGUUCCACGACAGAUAGCGGUACUUUAGAUGACGAUUGUGCACCGUGUGACAACAGCCUUUCCAACAGUAAUCAUUCAGCCAGUCAUGAUCAAGACGAUGAUGAAGGUAUCGAUAUGAGCAACGGGCCGUCCACGUCGAGUUGUACCACGCAUAAUCACGAGAAUGAAAAGAACCGCGGUACUUAUAUGUUGGGAAAAGGUCCAUACAUGUAUGAACUGUUCUCGAUCAUGAUUCAUAGCGGCAGCGCGAGCGGAGGUCAUUAUUAUGCUUAUAUAAAAGAUUUCAGGACACAAGAAUGGUUAUGUUUUAAUGACCAAAGCGUAACUCAGAUAACUCACGACGAUAUUCAGAAGACAUAUGGCGGUGGACCUUCGAGGGCGUAUUAUAGCGGUGCAUAUAGCAGUAGCACGAAUGCGUAUAUGCUUAUGUAUAGGCAAAUCGAUCGUGCUCGUAAUAUUCUGCCUAUGCAAACCCAAGAUUUUCCACGACAUAUUCAGGAACUAUUGAAAAAAAUGAAGGAAAGUGAAGAUAACGAUAGAAAAAAUCGUGAGAAGCAAAUGUCUAUACCUAGAUUGAAGGUAUACUGUCACCAUCCAGUAGAAGGGAAAUUGAUGAAUGUCAAAUUAUAUGUCAUGCCUGAUAUUUCUUGGGCCGAAGCAACAGAGAAGGCAUAUAAGAAAUUUGGUCUUGAAAAUGUAGUGAGCCUGGAUCAGUGUCGUUUAGUUAGUUAUGAGCAUAAUACUGAUUUAAUAGAAUGUAGUUACGAUGAUCGAGAGCAUGAACCUGUUGGGAAUAUAUGGCGUUUUUCCCGUCGAUUCGAUUUAUUACUAGAAAUUCGUCGUAAAGAUCAAAAGUUUGAGACGUAUUUACCAGGUGGAGUUGCAACAAAAGUAUUUGUCAUAGACGUAACUCGAGAGGAGGUAAUUGACGGUCCGAUCGAUAUCCGAGGUUUAUUGUCGCAAAGUGUUAAAGAAUAUAAACAAACCGUAGGAAGAAUUAUUAAUAUGGAUCCUAAGCAAAUGAAAGUAAUAUUGCGAAAAUAUCCGGAAACUAGACCAGUGGAAAACGAUGAUAGCGAUCUUCAGGCUGAAGGAUUUUAUAACGCGAAUAAAAUAUUCAUAUCAACGAUGUAUGAUAUAGAUAAUAACAAACCUUUUCAAGAAUCAACAGUAUACAGGAUUAUAGAGAAUUUUAGACAUGUUAUCUCUCUGCAUGUCCAGUUACCAGAUACCAGUAAAGAAACAUUGGAGGAAUUGAAUAUCCCAUUGUUAGACGAAUACGAAGAGAAGGAAAAGUCUGUUACCAGCGGUCCAUCUAAACUCGGCGUUACCGAAUCGCAUUGGGAUGCCAAUUUGAAGUACAAUGAAACCUCGAAAGGUUGUACGCGAACUAACGAGGAUACCACCGUGCGGAAUAUAAGUCCUCAGUUGGGGGAAGCUGAGGAAUGGAACACUCCUGAGCAGAGUAACAGUGAAGAUAGUAGCCUUAGUGAUAGUGAUAAAACGUUGGUCGGCGAUGCACCGGAGGGUGCCGAUAUUGAACCGCAAUCGUGGCAUAAGCACAACUUUAGGAACUAUAAGAUUUCAAAGCAAUUCGAAAUAGAAAACUGGGAUAUCGACGACGACUCCGAUUACUACUUUAGAGCUACACCGUAUACAGACAGUACUCAACAAAAACUACUUAAAGUAUUAGUGGAUAAAAGAAUGAGAUUGAGCACCUUGAAGAAAGAUUUAGAACCAUUUGUGGGUGUACCUGUGGAAUAUUUCAAAGUUUUUCGUCUGUCAAAUUCUGGUGACUCGGAAUGCAGUUGUUUGACGGAACAGCUUAAUUCGUAUGAGGAUGGUGAGAGACUUAGUGUGAAACUCGGGCGAGCUCUACGUAACGGAGAAUUCAAAGUAAAAUUGUAUCAACUAUUAAUCGACUCCACUGAGCCUUACAAAUUUUUAUGCGAAUGGAUUGUCUCGAAAGACAUGACAGUCGGACAUGCAAAGAAAGAGAUAUUGGCAGAAAUAAAGAGAAAAUAUGAUAUAGAUAUACCGUAUGAAAAAUGCCGGCUUAGGAAAAAGUAUUACAAAACAGCUUCAAAAGUAUUUCUAAACGAGCAGAAGUUCGACGAUCUCCGAUUUCAUUCGCAAUUUGAGAUGAUUGUUCAAGAAUUACCAGAUAAAGAGCCAGUUACAGACACUAAUCAGAUUGUCUUGUUCGUCAAAAGGUGGCUGCCAGCAAAAUUGCAAUUGGGACAAUUCCAAGAAAUUGUUAUGGAUAACAGAACUGUCGAAGAACUGAAAAAGAAGCUUUCCUCAAUAUCGGAUAUUCCGGAGGAGCAUAUAGAUAUAGCAAAGGGAAAAGGUAGCUUUCCAUGCGACAACUCUGUGCUUAGAAUUCAAAACGAGCUUGACUGGAACGAACAUCACGAUAAUUUAUCUUUCAAUUUUGAAGAUGGUGCCGUCUUCUUGUACAGGGACAAUAGAGAAAAACCAAAACAAUUAAAUGCUGAUGAGGUAAUGGAGAUCGCUUUUAAGGAAAAUUCACGCUUAACGCCGCUUUCUACAACUUCGAGUUACAGUCCACGUCGGGAGAGAGCACUUAAAAUAUAUUUGGAUACCGAAUGAUCGUCUAUCGAGAGAGAGCAGCGUUCUCCUAAAAAAAAUGAGUCGCUAAAUAGACAGAUGUGCGAACACAAAAUAUUUACACUUAAAUUUACGCAUAAAUUGGUUGCAUGUUGGGUAUUUGCAAAAUUAAUAUUUCCUCAAAUGCCAAAUGUUUUGUGUUCCAGUGAGUCUUCAGCAUUUCAAAGCUUCCGCGUUUCUAAAAGUUUUCGGCUUUUUCUUGAAACCAUUGGAUUUUUGAAAGUGUUUGAAUUCGUGAAUUGUUAUAUAGUAACACAUAACUCGGAGUCUCGGUAUUCAUACCUGAUUUCGAGAUUUUUAGAAUUUAUAUGAAGUGUAUAAAAUAUGUCCGCGAUAUCACCUGGUCUGUUGAAUCAGUUUUUCCAUCUAUAGAAUCAAACUAAGCAGCACGAUUAAGAUCGUAAAGAAGAAUUAAUAUUACGGCGACGAACAAACUUUCUGAUUUAAUGAAAAUUCAAUGAAAAUUCACGUGUGUUAUUGACUUAUCGAUAUUUUGCAUGACGAUGUAACUUGUGUUUUUGUUAUCCUACUAUUUUUGCGAAUCUGCUCGGUUUUCUCUAUUGUACAUAGAGAGGGAAACCUUUAUAUCUUUAUAUCUGUUAAACUAUAUUUAUAGGCAUUAUGCUCUUUGUUGGAAUAGUUAUAUAUCUAGUAUUGUAUAAGAACUGCACUGUACAAGAACUAUCAUCGACAAUACUUUUGUUGUCAUUUCGCAUGAUGAUGAAUUAACUUGUAUUUUUCUAGCAAUCAAACUUAUAGAUUUGCUACUUUAUGAGACUUUAAUGAGUUUUUGCCAAUCAUUUUCGAAUCUAAAAUAUAUAGCAUUUUAACCUGGCAAUUAUCGUGUGAUGGCGUGUAUCACAAAUCACUAAAUGUUAUCAAUUUUUUUUAAAUAACAUAUAUUUAUCACGUUUUCAGAUAUGUACGUUUUAUUAUUAUUUUUUUUUCAAUUAACCGACUGUAUACUAAUAAUGUGCAUAAAUGCGCAAUAAUAAUGGCAGAAAGAAAAAUAUGAUUUUUUAAGAAAGAUAUUGUGAAAGAAACAUACGAUUUUUAUACAUAUUCUCUCAUUCCUCGCUACACUACCGAUAUUUGCAAAACUCAAGAGAGCACGUCGCUGCUCAACUUACAUUUGAUUGUCAUGUGUACAUACUUUAAGAUACAUACAUAUCAUUAUAUUAUCUUUGCAAUAACACUCGCAAAUAUACUGAAAAUAACUCUUCAUAGAGUCAGAAGAUGUGUACGAAAGUGUUCUAGCUUCAAAGUGUGAAACGUCCAUUGCUUUAGCUGCCAAUAUUUAUUCGCUUAGAAGCUGCUUUUUGUUGAUUUUCUUUUUAUGCAAAGAUGAAAGAUUGAUGAACUAGACCAAGUGGUAACUUAAUAGUAUCUAUUUGUUGCAUCUUUAUUUAUUUUGUUAUCCUCUAUUAAUAAAUCGAUGAUAGUUUUAUUUAUCAUUUGAAGCCUGAGCUUCACAUGUCGAUCAUCGUUUUUAUAAUUGUUGAACGAAGGAAAAAAAAGGUCGAUGUUGAUAUUAUCUUUUAGCAAGGUAGAUAACAAUGAAGGCAGCGAGCUACGUUUGAUCCUCUUUUUCUGAAUAAGUUAAUCGUAAGAUCGUGGAAUACAUCUCUCUGGAUAUACAGAUUGUAAUUUAGAACUCUCUAAUCAUCGGCGAUCAAAGGAUAUUCUCUGUAUGAUACACUGAAGUUAUGAAACAAAUUAUAUUUAUAAUUAUUAACAAUGAAA